This is a messenger RNA of Hemiscyllium ocellatum (epaulette shark), 2278 nucleotides long. Its product is annotated as keratin, type II cytoskeletal 8-like. NCBI's taxonomy places the organism in Eukaryota, Metazoa, Chordata, Chondrichthyes, Orectolobiformes, Hemiscylliidae. The transcript is spliced from 9 exons. Gene Ontology annotation, cellular component: keratin filament. Bases 103 to 1656 code for a protein of 517 amino acids. The record is from RefSeq and is a predicted model, not a curated record.
GACAGCCCUUAGCUCCACCGAGCCGUUCAGUUUCGGAGUGUGCUCUCUCUCUCUCUCUCUGUCUCUGAGUGUGGGUCUGUCCACCCCCUGAACAACCUCGAAAUGUCAAAGUCCAUCAUCACCACCACCACCACCAGCAGCAAAAGGAGCGGAGGGAUAAGAACUGGAGGGAGCAUGUAUGGAUCCGGGAUGUCCUCCGGCCUCAAUCGGUUGGGAAGCGGAGGGAGUUUUCAGACUUCCAGGCGUGCCCAAAGUGUGGUCCUGGGACCAACCCAGAGAUUGUCAACCUCCCGAUUCUCCACUGGCUCUCGGAUGUCCAAUAUCGGAUAUAGCGGUGCUUUGGGCGGCGGCAGAAUCAGUGCAAUAGGAGGGGGCUCCAGCAGGAUGGGCCUCGGGGGAAUGGGGAUUAGUUCCCAGGGACUGAUCCAGAGAACCGCUGCCCUGGACCUGAACGCGCCUUUACCCCAAAUCGACACCACUCAGAACAUUGUCCGCUUGCAGGAGAGCCAGCAGCUCCAGGGACUCAACAACCAAUUCGUUGAUUUCCUUACCAAGGUUCGGCAUUUGGAACAGGUCAAUACUCAGCUGAGUAUCAAACUGAAACUUCUGCAGGAUCAAGGCGAAUACAAAUCCAACAUCGAGAGUAUGUUUCAGUCCUACAUUGACAAUCUCAAGAACCAACUGGACACACUUCGCAAAGAGAAGGAGAGGUUCGAUGCCGAACUGCUCCAAAUGCAAGGGCUGGUCGAGGAUUACAAGAGCAGAUACGAAGAUGAAAUCAACAAGCGCACAGAGAUGGAAAAUGAGUUUGUCCUGGUCAAGAAGGAUGUCGAUGACUCGUACAUGAGUAAGGUGGAGCUGGAAGCGAAACUGGAAGCUCUGACCGAUGAAAUUGAAUUCCUGCGGAGUAUCUAUGAAGAGGAACUCCGGGAGCUCCAGGCUCAGAUCCAGAAUACAUGUGUCAACGUGCAAUUGGAGGGUGGUCCCAGGUUCAAUGCGCAGGAGAUCUUAGACAUGGCCAGGAAACAGUAUGAAGCUUGUGCCCAGCAAGGCCGCGAAGAUGCGGAAGUUUGGAAACGGACCAAGAUGCAGGAACUGUCCAUGGCGGCUGGACAAAGUGGCGAUGAUAUCAGUGUGCUGAAGUCAGAGAUAAGGCAGACAACAGAGCAGAUCCGGAGAAUGAAUGGAGACAUUGACAACCUGAAAAAAGAGCGUGUGAGACUGGAGGAAGCAAUCCGGGAAGCGGAGGACCGCGGGGACAUGUCUCUGAAAGACUGUAAGCUUCAGAUUUCGAAACUGGAAGAUGCCAUCUGCAAAGCUCAGCAUGAACUUUCCGCACAAUGCAAGGAAUACGAACACCUGAUGGGCAUCAAGCUGGCACUGGACAUUGAGAUCAACACCUACAUGAAAAUACUGGACACAGAGGAGACGAGGAUGGCAACUGGGGUAAAGACCCUCAACAUCCAGCAAGUACAGAGCCAAGGUGAUUUUUCAUCAUUUGGUGCAAUGUCAUCUGGAAUUACUCCAUUUGCGGGUGCUAGUGCAUAUGAAACCUCCUUAACCUCUUCAUCAAGCUUGAAACCUCCUCUGUUUGUGAAGAAAAUUGAGACGAAGGAUGGAAGGACAAUUUCUUCAUCUGUAACGCCCUUGAACUAGCGGGGAGGAAAGCAUUCUAUCCAGUAUUUGUCUCACAUCUCAAUACAAAUAAUUUUCAUCUGUCAUCCAAGCCUUCGAUUUCAAUUCUAAUAAUCCUAGUUUUGCAUGUUUGGGGUACCUUCUUAAAAUACUAACACUGGUGAACUUCCAAAGCUACAGUCCUUUUCAGCCUUCAGGCCUUUGUCAGUGAUGAAUUUGCCUCAAUCUAUUCACCUUCACAAACCGUAUUGAUCAAUCUGCCAUAUACUUACACUACGUUAUGUAUAACUGUGACAUGCAAUAUCAGUUGCUGUUUCUCAGAUUAUUUUUGGUUACUUUACCCAUUGCCUGACAUUAUAAGUUUUGCAUCAUGAAAAAUCAAGUGUGUGCACACAAUUUGGAAUUAACUGGUGGGAAUGGCUCACUAAUUCUUUGUUGUCACUGACUAAAGUCUUGAAAGGUAUCCAACUUCUAAAAGGCUCAUCGUUGGGUUUAACAGGAAACAAUUAUUGGGUUCUUUAAGAAAGACACCAAUGUUUUCUGUUCAGAACUGUUUCGUAUUGUGUAACUUCUUGUACCAGAUAAUUUUCUUUUCAUCACAGUCUGUGAUAUACUGAAUAAAUUUGUUUUCUGCAAUUCAAAA